Eruca vesicaria subsp. sativa (arugula) is the source of this 883-nucleotide messenger RNA. The record is from the annotation of a GenBank genome assembly. NCBI's taxonomy places the organism in Eukaryota, Viridiplantae, Streptophyta, Magnoliopsida, Brassicales, Brassicaceae.
AUGGUGAUGUGGGUCUUUGGCUAUGGCUCUCUUGUGUGGAACCCAGGAUUUCACUACGAUGAGAAAGUGUUGGGCUUCAUCAAGGGUUAUAAACGUGUCUUUGAUCUUGCUUGCAUUGAUCACAGAGGUACACCAGAGCACCCUGCAAGGACUUGCACACUCGAGAAAGAUGAAGAUGCCAUAUGCUGGGGUAUUGCAUUCUGUGUCCGUGGAGGACCAGAAGAAGAACGUUUGGCUAUGGAGUACUUGGAACGUAGAGAGUGUGAAUAUGAUCUCAAGACAAGUGUAGACUUUUACAAAGAAGAUGAUCCCCUGAAUCCAGCUGUAACUGGAGUGAUGGUAUUCACUUCUACUCCAGACAAGGUCUCCAACAAGUAUUACCUUGGACCUGCGCCAUUAGAAGACAUGGCAAAACAAAUUGCGACAGCCAAUGGACCAUGUGGUAACAAUAGAGACUAUCUUUUCCUGCUAGAGAAGGCAAUGCACGACAUUGGGCAUGAGGAGGAGUAUGUUAUAGAGCUGGCCAAUGAGGUGAGGAAAGUUCUCGCAGAGAAGGUAUCACCGGUGAAGGAACCAAGAGCGAGCCGUGUGUCUAGCAACACCAAGAGCAAUGUCCCCACGGCUCAUCAGAUACUUCCUCAGCAAUCUGAAGCUGUUGCCACUACUAUAUAACUCUUGUAGUUUGUCUUUUAAUUGGCUUUAGAGACAUUUCAUUUGUGAAAACAGAUCGUUUUGCUUCUUUUCUUAACAAACCUCGUUUUUGAGUAGAAAAAUUAAUCUCCGUGCGUUUGAAACUCUGUUGUCUUGUUAUCCUAACAUGUGCUAGUUGAGUUAUCUUUCAGGCUCUGCAAGUAACAUUUUGAGAAAUUAAAGUAUGUUGGAA